Messenger RNA from Dichotomopilus funicola, 1170 nucleotides. RefSeq lists its product as uncharacterized. NCBI's taxonomy places the organism in Eukaryota, Fungi, Ascomycota, Sordariomycetes, Sordariales, Chaetomiaceae. The transcript has 4 exons. The coding region runs from base 1 to 1170 and encodes 389 amino acids. Gene Ontology annotation, biological process: regulation of DNA-templated transcription. The record is from RefSeq and is a predicted model, not a curated record.
AUGGAGCGCGCCGCCCCCGAGUACUCGCAGUCAGGUUUGCCUUCGCCCCAUCCCAGUGUCGUCGGCGACACGCAGCUCAAGGCCGAACCCGUAGAUCCGGCUUCCGCGACCCAGUACGCGACGCAGCAAGAGGCACGGUCAGCCAGCUAUUCCAACUCGGGCACGCCCACUUCGGAAUACAGCGUGUACCCGACCACCUCCCGGUCUGCCACCUUUCCCGACAUGCAGCGCUCCUACCACCCCGCAAGUAACCCCAACGGGAGCGCAGGCGGUAUGCCGCAAACACCAACAAGUCCGUCUAUGCCUCUAUCAGAUGGGCAAAGCCAUCAGACCCCCCAGCCAGAGCAGGCCAAAUCUGACAGCGCUCUGCCUAUAGAUCCCUCCAUUGCGGGCGCCAGCCCGACCUAUGCGACUCAUAGCCACUACCCCCCAUAUGCGCCCCCCCCGCAAGACAUGUCCCAGGGCUACCAGCCGCACCCGGGCACGCCGGGCCUCUACACACAACCUCGCCCCGACUGGGGCGGCUAUAGCCAGCAACCGGCCGGCCAUAUCACGCCUGGCACCCACAUUUUCCAUCAAGCGCCCCCCGCGACUGCCGCUACUGGCCGCCCUCAUCAGGUAAGUAGUGUGUAUAGCUUCGUCCCUAUUCCGGGCGCACAGCAGCACAAGAGGCCCAGGAGGCGGUACGAGGAGAUUGAGCGCAUGUACAAGUGCGGUCACGAUGGAUGCGAGAAGGCUUAUGGCACAUUGAACCACCUCAACGCCCAUGUGACAAUGCAGUCGCAUGGUGUCAAGCGCACACCUGAACUGUUCAAAGAUAUUCGCCGUGAGUGGAAGGCAAAGAAGAAGGACGAAGAGGCCCGUAAGGCCGCCGCCGCUGAGGAGGAACGCCAACGCCAGGCUGCGGUUGUUGCUCAGAACGGCUCGGCAGACCCGCAAGCUAGCGUGGAUGCUACGCAGCCUGCGACGACGUACUCUGCUCCUGGAACCGUCCAGCUGCCUCCCAUAGGCUACCAGCCGGCCCGCUAUACUGGCCCCCCAACCCCCGGUAUUCCCCAGCAGCAGAUGCCCGAGUACAAUUACAACAACUACUCGCCCGCAUCGCCAUAUGGUCAGUCCAACCAGCAAAUGUACACUCAGCACGCUGGUGGCCAGCCCCCCAGCCACUAA